AUCUUAUUGAACUUUACAGUUGUACAGAGAGAUUUUUAACACAUUUUAAAGCACACUACAUUUUAAAGAACAGAGAAUCUAACCAAUUUUUUUCUUUUCUUUUAAAGAUAUAAAUAGUGGUAAGAGUAGUAUGACUGCUUCACUUUCUCUUUCUCUUUUGUUCAAGUAGUUUGGGAGAGAGAAGAGAAGAAGAAGACACCCUUUAAGCAAAACAGAGGAUUUUCAUUCUCUGUUCUGUUUGAAUUAUUACUAAUCUAUCAUCUUGUUGUUCUCUUCGUCGACAAUGUCGGGAAACAAAGAAGAAGAGGAUCCUCGUAUCCAUGGAAUCAAAACUAAGAUCCGUGUCGUUCCAGAUUUUCCCAAGAAAGGAAUAAUGUUUCAAGACAUAACAACAGUGUUGUUGGAUCCGAAAGCCUUCAAAGACACAAUUGAUCUGUUUGUGGAGAGGUACAGAGACAAGAACAUCUCAGUGGUUGCAGGAAUAGAGGCUCGUGGUUUCCUAUUCGGUCCACCGAUCGCGCUAGCCAUUGGAGCAAAAUUUGUUCCUCUGCGCAAACCCAAGAAACUACCUGGUUCUUAUACUUGCAUACCUUUCAUAUGAUUUAUUUUUGAAGUAGUACUAACACUAAAUCCAACUAGGUGAAACAAUAUUUGAGGAAUACGAGUUGGAAUAUGGAAAUGACCGCCUAGAGAUGCACAUAGGAGCCGUCGAGGCUGGCGAUCGAGCUUUGGUCGUUGAUGAUCUUAUCGCGACUGGUGGUACUCUCUGCGCUGCCAUUAACUUGCUCGAGAGGGUUGGAGCAGAAGUUGUGGAAUGUGCAUGUGUGAUCGAGUUACCCGAAUUAAAGGGAAGGCAGAGACUUAAGGGGAAGCCACUAUGUAUGCUUGUGGAGUACCGAUGAUGAUUUUAGCUUUACUUAUUUGGAUAAAAUUAUUCGGUUAAUUAAUUUAUGCUCCGAAAAUUCGGAUUAUGCAGACUUCUUAUUAUUGGAUUCUACAAUAUUUUGAUUUAAAUUCUAGCGGAUUAGCUGGAACAAAUAAUCCAAAGUUCUUUGCUGUUUAAAAGCAGUACUAGUUACCGGUAUACUAAUCAGCUAAAAUUAGUUAAACAAUUAUCAAUUUUAGAGUAUACUUCGAAGGUAAGAU
Messenger RNA from Arabidopsis thaliana (thale cress), 1146 nucleotides. It is a transcript of the gene APT3, whose product is annotated as adenine phosphoribosyl transferase 3. Lineage: Eukaryota; Viridiplantae; Streptophyta; Magnoliopsida; Brassicales; Brassicaceae. The transcript is spliced from 5 exons. Gene Ontology annotation, cellular component: cytoplasm. The coding region runs from base 284 to 601 and encodes 105 amino acids. Gene Ontology annotation, molecular function: adenine phosphoribosyltransferase activity. The record is from RefSeq and is marked reviewed. Gene Ontology annotation, biological process: adenine salvage; AMP salvage.